Molecule: messenger RNA, 1302 nt
Organism: Aplysia californica (California sea hare)
Lineage: Eukaryota; Metazoa; Mollusca; Gastropoda; Aplysiida; Aplysiidae
Source: RefSeq, a predicted model, not a curated record
GUCGCCCAGCCAGGUGAUAUAUAUACGAGGCAAAAACGCUCAGGUUUAAUUAGGACUACGCCCCUCAUCGAGCAUCCUACCAGUGAACGUAUCUGCGUGUUACAAAUUGUGAACUUGCCUCUACCAUUUCAGUUUUUGACGUUCGAACUAUCAAGUCAGCUGGACCAAACCAAGAAAGGCAUCAUUCCACCACCCCCUAUGCUAUACUCCAACGUUCUUAGGAUUAUGGAGAAACAGAUCAUCUUAUUCUUCUGUCUGCUGGCACUAGCAGUGACGACGGUGAGUGGGCAGAGCACCGUUCCACCUGGCACCACGGAUUCCGGUAUUACGUCAUCCGGGAAUAACACAAGCAAUGCUACAGCAGCCGCCCCUACAAACGCGUCGGUCACGGCGUCAGCGAAUGAGACAACUGUAACCAUGACAACGACACUCCCGCCCACCACAACAACUACACCGGCGGCAGCAGACUUACCUCAUCUUGACACUGCUACGUUCACGUGGUCACUGACCUUGGGUACUGACAACACUUCUGAUCUUGUCAUAGUGGAUGCAAACGCUAGUGUUGCUGAUCUUUCUUCAACGCUCUGGACAGCAUUUUCAGAAUUCUCAUCAGGAUACGAACUUCUCCAGAGCAACACCGACGACAAGAACUUCACGUUCAGACUCUACUUUCUGAGCAGCAAGCUGACCAACAGCACGACAGACCAGCUCAACAACACUCUCACUCAGCUGAGCACUGAUGUCACGGUCAACCACCAGGCUUUUACAUCUUUAGAACAAUCUGUGAAAGCUCGUACAGCACUGAGUACUUCGGUGACCGGUGCCAGGACUCGCACAUGGGCAAAGACAAGGUGAUCGCUAUCGUCGCUGCUCUGCUGGGAGUGAUCGUCUUCCUCUUGCUAGUGGCUCUCCUCAUCACCUGUAUCAAGCGGAGAGUCUACAAAACUCCCCAGGAAUACGUCUUCUCAAGAGAAGCCUACGUGAAUAGUACCUACGAGAACACACCCACCAAAUGAGGUUGAUCAGAGCAAAAUAAAUCAGAAGUUUAGUUUUUAUGAAAGCUUGAAUAUUAACCGCUACCUAGUCAUUUCAGGUUCAUCAGAACCUCUGUGUAUUUUCUCACAUCGGCAAUUUUUUGAUAACCAGGGUAAAUAUAUCUUUUGUCACAAUAGCAUAGACUUGAAUUAUAAUACAAUAUGUCGUCUUUGGGACACCUGCAUAGACAUAGGGGUCUUGAACAUCUAGCAGUCAGUGACAAAAUUGAAGGCAAGCGAGGCAGGGGUAGGCGCAGAAUAACUACUU